AGUUCCCAUCUCCCAGUCCUAUCGCGUAGCCCACACUCCACCCUAUCGCGCCUUCUCUUCCAUCGCCACGGCCCACACUCUGCCGAGCGCGUCUCGAUCCCCUCCGCCUUCUCUCCCGUCCUCCUCCUGCCGAGCCACGCCGUGCCUUCCCGAUCUCCUCCACGUUCUCUCCCAUCCUCAUCCCUCCGAGCCGUGCCGUGCCUUCCGGUCGCGCCCGACGCCACCCCUUCCCAUCCCCUUCCUUUUUUCCUCUCACCACUCCCGAUAUGAUCGAUUAAAUCCAAUAGGAUGUGAAGUUCAUCUUGAUUCAGCUGUGGGGGUUGAGGGGAGGGGAAGCUCGACAGUCGGCUGGAGUUAACCUCAUUAGGGUGUGGUUGUUGAGGGGAUAGAGUGCAGCCAAGGGAAACAUCCCGUCGGGCAAGACCCACGCUGUGUCGCUGGCGACGUCUUCUCCCCCAGAUCCGUCCAGGUCCGGCAGUUAGGAGGACCGCAACCAGAAGCGCUGGCACAUAACCUGAGACGAUAUGGCACCACGGAGCGGUUGGCACUUGUAAGGUCACAAGAGCGACUUGUACGUAGGAAUCCUCAAUCUGAACAAACGAUUUCCCUCCGCCGGUCGACAUCGUCAUGGUCUCCACCUGAAGCCGCAUGAUACAAUCUGCGUACAACUCCUGCACGGCAGAACUAACUCAAGAUCUCAAAAACUCCUAAGUUGGACUACAUGUAAUGCAAAAUUACACAUAGAUGGCUGGUGGUCGCACCUAUUGGGACAAAGCCCUCACAAAGAUAUUCCUCGACUUAUGCAUUGCUGAGAAGACAAAGCGCAAUCACAACAAGAAGGGUCGUACCAACAUAGGUUGGCAGAAUUUAUAUCGCAAUUUCAGAGAACAAUCAGGCAAGAACUAUGACAGUAAACAGCUUCAAAACAAAUUUAGCACCUUUAAGAGACAAUACAAGCUAUGGAAGAGCCUAAAGAAUAAGAGCGGAGGUGGGUGGGACAACAAUUCUAGCACCAUAAGGUGCGAUGAUGAUUGGUGGGAAGACCGUAUUGAGGAGAAUAGGGAUGCCAGACAGUUCCGUGGAAAGCCGCUUGAACAUGAGGAUGAGCUGACUACUCAUUUUGGUUGCAUGGACACCGAAGAAGGUACAAUGUUGUGCGUAGGUGGUAUUGGCAAGAGAACACCAAGCAGUGGAAGCGAUGACAACCUUACUCCGAUGUCUAACGACAAUGUCGGCUUGUCUAGUGCUGGCCGUGUGGCUUAAAGGGCAGGGAAGGAGCAGGUGGUUGACCGCCCACCACCCAAGAAGAGUAAAAAUAUGGAGUACUAUGUAGGGUGCGUAUCAGAGAGUAUGCUCGAAAGAAGCAGGAAUGAAAGCAGUGUGCUCAGGGGAGAGCAAGAUGAGAUAAAAGAAUUGCUGCAACUUGUAGAAGAGGAUGGUGUGGCUCAAGGAUCUGAGUUGUAUUUCAUAGCUACUGACCUAUUUAGGUCAGCUGCACGAUGGGCAGCUUUUAGGUGUAUUUACCCUGCAGAGAAUCGUAAAGCAUGGCUCCGAUGGACUUGGGACAAUGCUAGGAAAAAGUGAUACCAGUCCAUGCUUAGUUGUCGCACACGGUGUUUGAUUGUAUAUACCCAUCGCCAACACGACGUGGCAUUAUGUAAUCGGUUGUUUGACCUUGGCAUACUCUUAUGUUAUGCAUUAUGACCUUAUUUGCUUUGCUACUUUAUCAUAUAAAUUUGUAUCAGUCGGCUAGUCAUUUCAUAUA
Molecule: messenger RNA, 1765 nt
Organism: Oryza sativa Japonica Group (Japanese rice)
Lineage: Eukaryota; Viridiplantae; Streptophyta; Magnoliopsida; Poales; Poaceae
Product: L10-interacting MYB domain-containing protein
Source: RefSeq, a predicted model, not a curated record